UCUGACUUUGUUGUUCACACCGGAGAGAUACGGGACUAUCGUGGAUCCUCUGGGGAGCCUCAACAACAACAUGAGGCUGAAGAGGCAGAGAAGAGUCUCUCCACAUCAGAACACCUCAAGAAACACCAGUGGAGACCCACAGGGAAGAAAUUUCACCACUGCUCUGACUGUGGGAAGAGAUUCACCUCAUCAGUAAAACUUAAAAUACAUCAAAGACAUCACACACGAGAGAAACCUUAUAGCUGUGCUCAAUGUGGGAAGAGUUUUUCUUCUUCUGGCAAUCUAACUAUACACCAUAGAACACACACAGGAGAGAAACAAUAUAGCUGUGAUCAAUGUGGGAAGAGUUAUAGUCGAUCUGGCUAUCUAACUAUACACAAUAGAACACACACAGGAGAGAAACCUUAUAGCUGUGGUCAAUGUGGGAAGAGUUUUAGUCGAUCUGGCUAUCUAACUAUACACCAUAGAACACACACAGGAGAGAAACCUUAUAGCUGUGGUCAAUGUGGGAAGAGUUUUUAUACUUCUAGAAAUCUAACUAUACACCAUAGAACACACACAGGAGAGAAUCCAUAUAGCUGUGAUCAAUGUGGGAAGAGUUUUAGUCGAUCUGGCUAUCUAACUAUACACCAUAGAACACACACAGGAGAGAAACCUUAUAGCUGUGGUCAAUGUGGGAAGAGUUUUUCUUCUUCUGGCAAUCUAACUAUACACCAUAGAACACACACAGGAGAGAAACGAUAUAGCUGUGAUCAAUGUGGGAAGAGUUUUAGUCGAUCUGGCUAUCUAACUAUACACCAUAGAACACACACAGGAGAGAAACCAUAUAGCUGUGAUCAAUGUGGGAAGAGUUUUAGUCAAUCUGGCCAUCUGACAGUUCACCAGAGAACACACACAGGAGAGAAAACGUAUAGCUGUGGUCAAUUUGGGAAGAGUUUUUCUUCUUCUGGCUAUCUAACUAUACACCAGAGAACACACACAGGAGAGAAAUCUUAUAGCUGUGGUCAAUGUGGGAAGAGUUUUAGUCAAUCUGGAGAUCUGACAGUGCACCAGAGAACACACACAGGAGAGAAAACGUAUAGCUGUGGUCAAUUUGGGAAGAGUUUUUCUUCUUCUGGCUAUCUAACUAUACACCAGAGAACACACACAGGAGAGAUUCUGAGCUGUGAUCAAUGUGGGGAGAGUUUUUCUACUUUUAGACAUCUAACUAUACACCAGAGAACACACACAGGAGAGAAACCUCUUAGCUGUGACCAGAGAUAAUCUGAUAAAAGAUCUCUGAUCAAAUAUCAGAAAAUGUAUAUAUGAAGGAGUUGUGUCAUGAUAUCAAUGAAUUAAUGUCACAAUGUAGAAUGUUUUAACAUUGUAGUAGGAGUGUUUUAAUGUCUCAAUGUAGAAUGUUUCAAUAUAUAGUAUAUUAAUAUACUCUGCAGUCAGUCAGUCAGAAUGUCACAAUGUAGAACCCUAAACGUUUGCCCCCUUAUCAAUUGGUUUCAACAUGAUAUGGAUAUUAGGCUCAUUGGGGGAAAUCCAGGCUCUGAAUUAAAAGAGUACUAUUUAUGUGAUUUAACACAAAGUGACUAACAAAAAAAGAGUUGUCCUCUAACCAGUGAUGUACACAUUAUUUCCAGAAUCAACUUAUUUCAACAUGAUAUCGAUGAGUUAUGACAAAUAAGUGUUGUGUUCCUUUGUUUAGCUACCCCUAAAUUUAAAUGCAUCACUCCAAUAUGUAGCUGACUGUCUUCUGCAGGUUGUCCUCUAACCAGUGAGCUAAAAGAUAUCUCCCAUUUCCAUGUUUUUCUUUUGUUGUUAGUUUCAACAGCACGUACAACCUGAUCUCCCCCCUAAUCGAUAUCAGUGAUUUAUUGCUACUUGUCAAAACAACAGCGUUUCUGGUGCUUGUGCAGUUUAUAAGGAGAUUGUUUUAACAAAAGACAAUUAUUGUGGCAGAUGUUUGUGUAUAUACCACAUGUUAGGUUUUCAAUUUAUCCCAAACUGUUUCUGCAUAUUGGUUAUUGAUUUGGACACGUUAAAACUGUGUUUUGACAUUGGGCUAUCCCUCCUAGCAAAAUGUAAUUGAAAAGCCGUUGAAAAUAAUACUAUGCAACCAAAUAUUUCAUAUUUACAUUUCAUGUAACAUUUAGUAAUGAAAAUUAUUCAUGCAACCAAC
Salvelinus fontinalis (brook trout) is the source of this 2170-nucleotide messenger RNA. Its product is annotated as zinc finger protein 12-like. Gene Ontology annotation, molecular function: RNA polymerase II cis-regulatory region sequence-specific DNA binding; DNA-binding transcription factor activity, RNA polymerase II-specific. Gene Ontology annotation, biological process: regulation of transcription by RNA polymerase II; central nervous system development. The transcript has a single exon. Lineage: Eukaryota; Metazoa; Chordata; Actinopteri; Salmoniformes; Salmonidae. The record is from RefSeq and is a predicted model, not a curated record. The annotation marks the transcript as partial. Gene Ontology annotation, cellular component: nucleus.